Molecule: messenger RNA, 5290 nt
Organism: Malaclemys terrapin pileata
Lineage: Eukaryota; Metazoa; Chordata; Testudines; Emydidae
Exons: 9
Coding region: 534-2123 (529 amino acids)
Source: RefSeq, a predicted model, not a curated record
AGAAAAAAACCAAAUCACACUCCAUGCUUUCCUUCUCUGCUCUCCUCUUCGAAACCCACUGGAGAUGUGGGUUGUUUGUUGCCCUUAUGCAAGCGCUCAGGCAUUUCUUUCCCGGGGGUGCUUGGAUAGUGAAGGUAUCACCCACUCCAGUCACUGGCUUAUCAGCCCGGGGAGAUGGAAAGGGGGCAGCCUAUGGAAUGUCAGGCCCUGCUGGCUGCACGCCCAUAUACAGUUCAGCAACCUCGGCGAGAACAGCCCCGGCUGCUGCUGCGGCUGCCACUCGAGUUAUUUCCUCUGGGCUCAGCGGCAGCCUGCAGAGCUCGCAAAGGGGAGUGGUUUCUUCGCUCCCUCCCAAGGGGGCGGGGGGGGGUCCUGCCCUAGCCCCAGCGAUGGGGGCAGGACCAGCCCGGGGCCGGUUUAAUUGAAAGCAAACCGCGGAGACUCCACGCGAGGCGAGAGCGCUGGCAGAAUGCCCCGGGCUGGCGCCCCCGCUCUCAGCUGUCAGUGAAGGAGCGAAGCUUCCCGCGGCCGGGAUGUUCAGCUGGCACAAGAGCUUCACCCUGGGAGCUCCCUGGAGACAAGCAGGCAAGAAGAACCCACCAUCCAAGGGCAAGGUAGUGCUGACCAACAUGAAGAUACUGAGCAAUGAAGAGAGUCAAACCCAGGGGUUGACAGGAGAGCCACCUGCAGCCAUGGACUUUGCAGCAGAAUCCAGGCUUCCCAAAGUCGACAUCCCAUUAGAAUGCCAGGGAAAUCUGGGCACAAGAGACACCUCUUCAAAACCAGACUAUGUGGCCACCCUGUCUGACCUCAGCACCUUAGAGUCCAAGUGCCAGCUUCACAGAUGCUCCAAAUUUGAAUCAGAGGAUUCUGGGGUUGAAUUGCCAAGUGGAGCCAAUUCUCCAUCUACACCAACGGGCUCCGAGAAGAGCUUUGUGCUUCACACCAGAGACUCGUCUUGUGACUCCGGAGUGCUCAGCAUCUCUUCUUCUCCGGGAAUUGACCAUGUCAUAAUGAGAAAGUGUAAAGACAUCAGAGAAACCAGCCAGUGUGCUUCAGACAGUGAAAAGCAAGUUGAAUAUUACAGCCAGGCAGCAGAUGUGGUGCAGAUCCCUACAGCUUCCCUGGAAGAUUUCAGUGACUGUCAGGAGGGAGAAAGUCCUAAUAAACUUUUUGGCCAAAGUGAAGGACAAUAUUUGGAAGAGAAACCCAGGAAAGAGAUAGACCUUUCCAUUAAAGACACUCCUCCAGCUGCUGCCCACAUAGAAGAGCAAAGGCCAAUCAGCAACCGUUACAAAGAGACCUUUGGGAGGAUGCAAGAACUUCAGCUCCAUGGACAUCAGCUCAAAAAAUAUCCCACAAGCGACAGCCUGGAUGAGUACAUGGAUGAGUGCUGUCGAUUAAGUGAGGUGAACCAAGGGAACACCAAGGCUCUUGGCUCUGGCCUGGGGUAUCUGGAACACAUCUGUCAGCUGAUAGAGAAAAUCGGGCAGCUGCAGGAGCACAAUCUGCGACUCCAAAAGCAAGUGUGCAGUUUGCAGAAGGAGCAGAAGAUGAGCCAGAUAAAGGAGGAGUAUUUUCUGCAGCACUGUUCCUGUGGAGCUGCCAGCAUCAUGCUCAACUCGUACCAGGAGGUGAAGACAUUUUUUACUGGGAGGAGCAGACCACACAGUCUCUUGGUUCAGAGUGGAAACCAGUCCGACCUUUCGAUCAUCCCAGAAAGAGGAAGUGACACACACCUGGAAUCAGGAGAUAGACAGCUGGUGCUGGGGCUCAGGAAGACCUGGAGUAAAAGGAGCAAUGAGGAGAAUGACCUCAGAGAUGCCUAUAAUCUGACUGAUGGCCGAGCUUUCCUGCUAAAGGACCCAACUACGAAAAAGAGGGCUGACCUCGGUAAGAGUAUCCCAGGUGAAAGCCAUGCUUGGGGCAGAAUGAGGGAUCUCAUGAAGAAGACCAGGCUGAGGAACCAGAGCAAGUUGGGACUGUCAUCGGCAGCUCUGAAGAGGUCCUGCCCACAGCUCUACAGACCAGAGGUUAAGACUUCGGAUCGGAGGAAGAUGGAGAGGAACUCCAUGAUUGUUCUGGGGCAAAGCACAAAGAAUGAAAACAUCUGGCCUUUCUGAGCAUCUGAAUCCAAUGGACCAAGAGGUAAAUGAACUGGGGCGCUGCUGGACAUGAAAUUGAAAACCACGAGGCUACAUUGUGCAGACCAAGCUCUACAGCAGGAUCAGCAUCAAGGCAUCAGGGAGGGAGGAGAGAUAAAAGAAAGAUUUGCUGAAUGGCAGGGUGCUCAGCUGUACUAGAGUUUUCUCUUGACAUGAAUGUAAAAGUGAACUUAAAACAAUGCUAUAUACCGGGAAUAUAGUUACCAUCUCAGCAAUAAUAACCAAGCAGAUUUGAUACAAUUUCAUAAACAAGCUACCUUAAGUCCUCCUGCUUGUGAAGUAUUAUUGAUCUCCUGGGCUUUAUUCAGCAGAAAGAGGCUAAACCCUCAUAGAACACCAGUGCUUUAAGGAAAAACAAAGAUUGGGAGACUACAUGUAGUAGACACUGCUGGGUGUGGGCAGCAGUGCAAGACUUAAGGGAUUUUUUUAUAUCUCCACGUGUGGGUAUUACUAACAAGUCUGCACAUUUUAAAGGUCUCCACCCAGCAGUGAUUGGCUGGGGAGUUUUACUGAGGUCCCAUGCAAUGUCCAGCUCAAUCAAAGCCAGCAGCCAAGAUUUUCUAAAGCUGGAUUUGUAAGUGCAAGGUUAGGUGCCAGUCUUGUGCGUGUGACCCCCUUUGCCAGUCUGGAGCUUCACUGACCUCAAUAGGUCCAGGGCCGGCUCCAGGCACCAGCCCACCAAGCAUGUGCUUGGGGCGGCACCUGGAGGGGGGCGGCGCUGCGUGGCGCGGCACUCCGGCCCGAGAGCGGGGCUGUGACUGGACUCGCCGCCCUCCCCGCAGCGCUCCGGCCGCCAGGGAGAGCAGAGCCGCAGCGGGCUCGCCGCCCUCCCCCGGCGCUCUGGCCUGUCGGGGAGAGCGGAGCCGCGGUGGGCUCGCCGCCCUCCCCCGGCACUCCGGCCGGUCGGGGAGAGCGGGGCCCCGGCCGGGCUUGCCGACCUCCCCCUUGCACUCUGGCCAGUCGCGGAGAGUGGAGCCGCAGCAGGCUCUCCGCCCUCCCCCCGGCGCUCUGGCUGCUGGGGAGAGCGGAGCCCCAGCCGGGCUCUCCGCCCUCCUCCUGGCGCUCUGGCCACCGGGGAGAGCGGAGCCCUGGUCGGGCUCUCCGCCCUCCCCUGCCGCGCUCCCUGCUGGGGGGGGUUGGGAGGCUUUUUUGCCUGGGGCGGCAAAAACGCCAGAGCCGGCCCUGAGUGGGUCUCCAUGCAGACAGACGGUUACAGCCGUGCAGAGAUUAUUGCAGGACACUGGGGCCUUCAACCGUUCAGCACCUAAUAAGUGGCCUGAUUUUUAAAAGUGCUGAGUGAGCUGCCCACCCAGAUCCAUGGUUUCACUGGGUACUCAGGAUUUUGGAAAGCCAGGCCACUUUAUUAGGAGCCAAAUGCAGGCUCCUGUUUUUAAAGUUUAUGGCCAUGUUGGGUGAAGGCUCCUGGUCUGUUUGGCUGCCUGUGCAUCACCAUGUGCCAUAGGAUUUAAGAGGCAAAAAAGCCAAAUGAACUUAAACCGAUGCCUGUGGAUCAAGUGCUGGAUUGGGGCUCCCUCUGCUGGGAAAGUUAGAAUAAUAGGGAGAUUGGGGAUGGAAAGGAAAGUUUUAAGUCUCUAUUACAAGCUAGGGUAGUUUUUUUUCCAGCUAAGGUCUAUAGGCCUGCCCUCUGUUAUCUACUAGAUAGCUUUAAGGCUAUGCCCAGCUGUUUGGAUGCUGCACUGUUGCCACUCAUCCAUUGUCCACCUUUAACAGAUUCAGAGGACACAGACCAUGGUUAAAAAGGUCCCCCUGAAGCCAUGACUACAGUAGCAUCUCUGUGCAUGUGCUAUAAACCCACAUUUCUUUUUUGCUACAAGCUCAGAAUACAAAGACUCACCCACAUGGAGUGAAAACUAGUCUUUGCCUAUUGGGGGAAGUGAAUUCUGUCUGCUAAAUUGGAAUUAGACAGCUGAGCUGUUUAGCAAACGAAGUCCACAGACUCAAGUUACUGCUGACUAAAGCUCCAACUUCACAUAUAUCUGGAACCCUAGGACACUCUCAGAAACUAACAGGCAAACUUCAAAAGGUUCAGAUUAAAUAACUCUCCAAAACCUUAAGUGAAUUUCCUCUGCUCAUUUGGGCUAUCAGGAACCUAUUGGUUCUACAAAACUGGGUUAGAACUCUCUGGAGGACAGGAUCUCUCAGGAUAUGCCAGUAUUGCUGCCCAAGUGCAGAGCCAAAGGUGUAAAUAAAGUAAGCUAGCCAAACUAGAGCUGGACCCAACUGCAAAAGUCAGAACAGGAUCCAGACUUGGGGAGGAAGAGGAUGUUAAAUCCAGGCAGCUUAUCUAGAUUUAGAACCCAGUAACAAAAUUCGGGAUCCAAAUUUACUCCACAUUUUUGGCUGGUUUUGGCCCAUUUUUAAUACAAACACUUGAGAAUAUUUUAUAAAGAAUUUUGUUCUCAUGACAGACAAUGACCUGAGGUGAAACAGCUGUUAUUUAUCAGAACCUCUUUGGACAUACAGGCCAAAAAUACCAAGAAUGUUCUCUAAUUGGGGGAGGGGGGGCAGGGGGAGCAUCUUGAGAUGCCUUCAAAGGUGCUGAGCACCUACAACUCCAAGGGAACUCAUAUGAAGCUAUGGGAAGCUCAGUACCUCUGAAAAUCGGGCACAAACUGUCUCAGAUUGAGCAUCCAAAAAUGAAAGCACCCAAAAGAAGGUGCUCUGAUAGAUCUUUCAGCUGUGCAACAAACUCAGCUGCCACUCUGGUUUUCAGUUAGUCAGUGUAUGUCCUGCCAGCUUUAUCCAGAGCUGGAGAGGUUUUAUCUUGAUUAUUCUGUGAAUAAUCAUUGUGUCUUCAUUAAUGCAGCAGGCCAAAUCCUACAUUAAUUUACAGCCUCUGUAAUCUCACUGACUCCAGGCAGAAUUGGGCCAUACGUGUUAUAAUAAACAGUAUAAUGAACUGGUAUUUUUACACUUAAAUGACUUUAUGUAUAGUUUUUAUAAAAUGAAUUAUCACUCUUCUGUUAUGAUGUUAUAUGAAAUAUAUUCCUACAUUUUCAGCAAUAAAUAUAUUUAUUCCCUGCAACAUAUUGUGUAUUUCCCCAUCCUAGGAUUCAUUGUGAUAGAAAUGUAAGGAGCUUAAUAAAAGCAUCAUUAUUAUGGAA